Molecule: messenger RNA, 1052 nt
Organism: Theobroma umbraticum
Lineage: Eukaryota; Viridiplantae; Streptophyta; Magnoliopsida; Malvales; Malvaceae
Product: inorganic pyrophosphatase 2-like
Molecular function (GO): phosphatase activity
Source: RefSeq, a predicted model, not a curated record
CCUCAAGCUAAUAUCUUCCUCUUUUGUGAUCAAAAUCUUUUUCUUUUGUCUCUUAAAAACUUUGUUUCAUUAAUUCAUCAUCCAAUGGCUGAUAUAGUUGUGAUUUUUGAUUUCGAUAAAACAAUUAUCGAUUGUGAUAGUGAUAACUGGGUGUUGGAUGAAUUGGGUGCUACAGAGUUGUUCAACAAACUCCUCCCUACCAUGCCUUGGAACCCUCUUAUGGAUCGAAUGAUGAAAGAACUACAUUCACAAGGAACGAAAAUUGAGGACAUUAAAGCUGUUCUUAAAAGGACCCCGAUACAUCCUCGAAUCAUCCAGGCCAUUAAAUCGGCUUAUGCUUUGGGAUGUGAUUGUGAAGUUGUAAGCGAUGCUAACGUGUUCUUUCCAUCGAGUACAAUCUUGAAACAUCAUGGCCUGAGGGAAUACUUUUCAGAGAUCAAUAGAAACCCGGGUUUCGUUGAUGAAGAAGGCAGGCUACGUAUCUUCCCUCAUCAUGAUUUCACUCAAUCUCCUCAUGGAUGUCAUCAUCCCUGCCCUCCAAAUAUGUGCAAGGGUACUGUGAUUGAAAGGAUUCAAGCUUCUAUGUCCAUGGAGGGGAAGAAAACAAUAAUUUACCUGGGUGAUGGGGUUGGUGAUUUCUGCCCGAGUUUGAAGCUUGGAGAUGGAGACUACGUGAUGCCCAGGAAGAAUUUCCCUGUUUGGGACUUGAUAUGCGAAAACAGGAGGCUAAUAAAGGCAGAAGUAUGCGAAUGGAGCAAUGGAGAUGAGUUUGAGCAUGUGUUGCUCCAUCUUAUCAGCAGGAUUUCCAUUGACAGAAACAACAGUGGCAAUAGUUCUGCUCAGCUGUAUUCAGUUGACUGCAAACCCCAAACACGCGCGGCGCAGCCCAUGGAAAAGCCUUCUCCCAUGCCCUUUUAUGUUCCUCAUUAGAAAGUAAACGUUGUUGUUAGAAUGGCUAAUGCCAAGGCUUAGCAAGUUAAUUUCUGACAACUUUAUGUCUUUCAGCUUUCGAGAAUGCAGUGAAUCGAGUAGCAGUGUAUCUUUUUUAUAGA